GAAAAACAUUACUCCAAAAAUUUAAAAAAUCUCCGCUCCCCCAGAAACAGCAGUUAAACGACGUCACUUUCAUCUACCCUUUCCCCAAAAUUUGGGGCUUUGUAAAUUCAAUUGAAAAAUUCCCAAAUUGUAGAUUUUAGGGUUCUUUUUUCACUAAUGGAAGGCGGGAUUUGUAGUCCCACAAGAUGAUAAACAGUAAAGAAGAUGCGAGCGGCCGCGGCGCAGCAGAUGAGGAAAAUGUAAAAUUUCACAGUGUUGUACAGCCACUUAGGGAUUUAGAAUCAAAUUGGGGUGUUGAUUUAGCCAAAAAUCUUGAAGAAUAUUUGCUCAAAAUAUGCUCUGGUGAAAUUACUAGAGAUAAUUAUGAUGACGGUCAUGUGAAUUUUGCUGAAGCUGCAUUGCUGCUUCAGGGGUCAGUUCAGGUGUACAGCAGGAAGGUGGAAUAUCUUUAUUCUCUGGUAUUGCAUUGUUUGGAAUUCAUUACCAAGAAGAGUGACCCAGAUCUACCAGCAAGUGUAUCAGCCCAAGCAGAUGAAAACGGGGUGCCUGCUGCCGAUAAUGAAGAGAAUGAUCCAUACUGGGUUUCAGAGGAAACCUCAGUGGAAACAAAGAACAUGUUGGAUAAUACGACAUGCAGGGAUUCUUCAUUUACCCAGUUUGUGAAGGCCCCUGCAAAUCUGGUCGUGCGCGAGGCUGACUGCUUGGAUGUUACUGGAGAUGCUGGAGAACUAGAGUCUUACCUGCUAGCCACGUGUGAUCUUUACCGAGAUUUUAUUCUGUUGGACGCAUGCGAUGCCGUAACAGUGGAUGAGUUUAUGAAUAAUGAGAAUAUAGCUGGAAAGGGGCUGAACAAUAGCUGCAUUGCAGAGGGCCGUUCUUUGGACUCCAAGUGCCACAAGAGCUUUUCCUCUCCCAUAAGACGUUUUGAGGGAACUGGCAAGAAGUCUUCAGCUCAAAAGAAUCAGGAUGCUAAUUUAUAUCAGUCUCCAGUGUUUCAUGAGUUUGGUCCAGGCAAUUUUAACAAUGAUCACUUCGCAUCUGAUAUGCCUGAUAACAUCGAUGAUGCACAUCGAUUUGAAGAUGGAUAUUCGGAACCUAGAGAUUCAGACGACUCAGAUGAUGAAGACCCAUGGAAUCCGUUGAACCCGCAUGAACCUGGCACUUUGAAAGUAAAACCAUACAAAAAAGUUAAAUCUAAUAGAAGGCAGGGUGCGGUGUCCAAAAAAGGUUCAUCUUUGGCUACAGAAUUUCCAGUUGCGAGAUUACAUGGUACCACUAGCGCAGACCUCAACGACCUGUGGGAGAGAAAAUGUUGUGCCAUGAAAAAACAAGGCGACUCGCAAUCUCCUCCACCAUAUGAGAAGCUACGGGAAUCACUUCUUCAUGGGGAGAACAACGAUUAUGAUGGUUUGAAUAGUCCAACGGAAAAUAAUGAAAGUGAUUACUAUGAUAGUGCAGAUCACGAUUUUGGGCCUUCUGGCUUUGACAUGCCAGAAAAUGCAGACAUGAACAGCGAUGCAACUCCAUAUGGUGAAAAGCAUGAUAAAUGUAGUCCAUUUUUUGACAGUGAAGCUCAUGAAGAUUCGAAUGCUCAUGCCAACCUUGAAGAUCUUUGUCGCUCCCACUUGGAUUCUCUUCUUGCUAGCCUUGCUGAAAGUGAAAAGCAGAGUGAAUUGGCUGCUCGCGUUUCAACGUGGAAACAGAGAAUUGAGCAUAACUUGGAGGAACAAGACUCACAUCCCCCCUUUGACAUUCAUGAAUAUGGGGCUAGGAUUUUGUGCAAGUUAUCCCUGGAAGAAAAUGGUCAAAGCACCAAGUCUUUUUCUGAUGUUGUUACGGGUCAAGAGAAGCAUGAUAUUGCUCGAACAUUUUCUGCGCUUCUGCAAUUGGUAAACAACGGAGAUGUUGGUUUGGAAAGAGGUGAAAUACGUGAGUCCACUUGUUACACAGCUGCAAAUCCCUUCUAUGUCCGACUCCUUAAGAACGAUAAUGGUAGGGAGAAACUUCAAAUUCGAUCAUCAAAAAAGAGAGCAAAAUCUCCAAUACCCAAUCAGGGCUUUAGAAAGGAAAAAAACAAAGGUAAAGAAAUUCAGGCUGCUUUUGGUUCCUCACCUUCAGAACCCAAUUCAGCUUCCAGAUUUUCCCUGAAGCUGGGAAAGGUUAAUGGAACUCGUUGUACGCCUGAAAGUAAGAAAAGAAGGAAAUCCAGAUUAGUCGUACCACCAGAUAUACGUACUGCAUUGUGAUAUAUAUUUUCCUCUAGUUUUCAAGUAAGCCUCUCCUCUCCCGCUAUUUGCUCUCACUAUACUGUUGUGAGACUCAAGGUAGUAGAUUGUAGUAAGACAGAAAAUUAACCCUGGCACGGCCACUGUAAUUCUUAUCAGAAACCAACAACCUGUUGGCUGCAGAAAUUUAUGUGUUUAUUCUUAACUUAAUUAGAACUCAGUGUAGUGUAGUACUUAGCAAGGAAGAUGUAACAGUAUUUUGACAUAUGCAGAGCUUAUUCUUCAUUA
Nicotiana attenuata is the source of this 2513-nucleotide messenger RNA. Its product is annotated as condensin-2 complex subunit H2. Gene Ontology annotation, cellular component: nucleus; condensin complex. Bases 186 to 2246 code for a protein of 686 amino acids. NCBI's taxonomy places the organism in Eukaryota, Viridiplantae, Streptophyta, Magnoliopsida, Solanales, Solanaceae. Gene Ontology annotation, biological process: mitotic sister chromatid separation; meiotic chromosome condensation. Gene Ontology annotation, molecular function: chromatin binding. The transcript has 11 exons. The record is from RefSeq and is a predicted model, not a curated record.